This is a messenger RNA of Temnothorax curvispinosus, 2597 nucleotides long. RefSeq names its product proton-coupled amino acid transporter-like protein pathetic. Gene Ontology annotation, molecular function: amino acid transmembrane transporter activity. Gene Ontology annotation, biological process: amino acid transmembrane transport. The record is from RefSeq and is a predicted model, not a curated record. Lineage: Eukaryota; Metazoa; Arthropoda; Insecta; Hymenoptera; Formicidae. Gene Ontology annotation, cellular component: vacuolar membrane. The transcript has 8 exons. Bases 992 to 2380 code for a protein of 462 amino acids.
CCCAGUCGUGUGCGGUCUGUCACCGUUUCACGUUAAUUUCGUCUCGUUACUCGACGUUAUUGCCUCCCUCCUUCCCUCAGUGACAGACCAGAAAAAAGAAGCCCAUUAUCCCGCGAAAUCGACGAAAGUUAUUUAUCCAUUACCCUGUGUUCAUCGGCUACUUUGUGGUCUCAGACGGAAAGAAGUCAUCAAUCUUCCGGAUGAUUACCAGCACUCAUAAAUCCGUCGUCGUGAGACUAAACCCUGUGAUUGUACCAUUGCGGAAACGGCGGUGAUAAUUUCCGAUGGAAUUCAAGGACAACACCUGCAGAUGAGUUAUUAUAGACAGUUUAUCUCGGAACCGCGAAAUUCUAUGGUGGAACCACGCACGAGUUUCCAUCGUCGCCGAGGUGAAAUCUACCUGAUCGUCACCUCGCAGCGCGAGCGUGCGAUCUUCGAAUUAUUUCCAAUCUCGCUGAGAAAUUCGCGCGACGCACAUUCGCGACAUUGAUAAGAGAUAGUGGUCACCAAGAGGAUCAACCGGUCGUUGUCUUCUUUGCACAAUUGUAAGCUGCGGGAUUUGUCAGGAUCGUCUGGAUUUUGUCUGGGAAUCUUGUAAAUCACACCUGGAUAGCUUUAAUAAUCCGCCGAUAAGUCAUUAUCUCGUUAUAUUAUAAAUAUAGGCCUUUAAGAAAGGAAGAGGCAGAAGGGUACGAGACCUUGGAUAGAACUUAACAGCUCUCACUCGACCACGAAGUUCACGUGAGCGUUUCGUGCUCCAUGAGAAGAGGGAAAACAGAAAGAGACAGAGAGAAAAUAAAGGCCUUCGAGAGUCUAAACCAGAAUAAUAAAGUAAAGCGUCAUUUUAAACAAGAGGACCAAUAUUUUCAUUUGAGCAGAAUGACAAUGUGAGGAUUCGGCGUACUCCAACGUCGUCAGAGAAAGAAAUAAACGUUCUUCGUAAAUUAAGCAUCUACGUUCACGUCCACGUCUCAGUACACACAAAAUCACCAUGGGUCGAAAGGAGAAAGAGCAAUCGGGCAAUCCCAUGACGGAAUUCAGUAGCAGCACGAAGAUAGCCCCGAAUAUCGGCGAAUAUAAAGAAAAGGAUGAACUAUACGAUCCCUUUGAGCAUCGCGAUAAGCGACGUUCAACUUCGGACCUGGGCUCCAUGAUGCAUCUCCUGAAGUCCUCUCUGGGGACAGGAAUCCUGGCUAUGCCGCACGCGAUAAAGAACGGCGGGCUGCUAUUCGGCGGGAUCGGUACGAUCAUAAUCGGCAUAAUUUGCUCACAUUGUGUGCACAUACUGGUGCGCACGUCUCACGUGCUCUGCCGGCGCACCAAAACGCCACAGCUGUCGUACGCCGAGACAGCGUACGCGGCCUUUCUCUGUGGGCCGAAGCCGAUCAGGCCUUGGGCCAACGGCAGCAAGAUAUUCGUGAACACGGCGCUGUGCGCGACAUACGUGGGCGGCUCAUGCGUUUACAUCGUGUUUAUUGCUAAGACCAUUCAACAGAUCGCGAGUUUCUACACCAAGAGAGACAUAGAGAUACAGUUGUGCAUCCUCUCGCUGAUCCCAGCGUUGAUACUGCUCGGUCAAGUGCGCGAUUUGAAAUAUAUGAUGCCGUUCUCGAUGUUGGCGAACAUCUUCAUGAUAUCCGGCUUCACGAUCACGCUCUACUACGUCUUCAGUAGUAGCAAUCUACUAUCGUUAGAGAAUAAGAAGCUAAUCGCCCGGGUGGAGGAGCUGCCCCGUUUCUUCGCGACUGUGAUAUUCGCCAUCGAAGGUAUCGGCGUUGUGAUGCCCGUGGCGAACAACAUGAAACAACCGCAUCACUUUCUGGGAUGCCCUAGUGUACUCAACGUCACGAUGACGAUAGUCGUGUGUCUGUACGCCAUGAUGGGGGUGUUCGGUUACCUCGCGUACGGCGAAAAUUCUGAGGCCAGUAUCACGUUGAAUCUGCCAACGGAGGAAACUCUAGCCCAGGUGGUGAAGAUCCUCAUUGCCGCGGCCGUUCUCUUUACCUACGGUCUGCAGCUCUUCGUGCCGCUCGAGAUCAUAUGGAAUGGCAUAACGCACAGGUUCAGUCAUAAGUAUGCAGCCAUCGGCGAGACGUCGAUGAGGGUAUUCAUAAUUAUGCUAACAGUGGCCAUGGCGGUGUCAGUGCCCGAUUUAGAUCCGUUCAUUUCCCUAGUCGGUGCAAUAUUCUUUUCUAUCCUCGGCAUCAGUAUACCAGCUGUCGUCGAGACGAUUUCGUGUUGGGAGAGCCAUUUAGGCACCUUCAAAUGGCGGCUAUGGAAAAAUUCUUUUCUAUUUAUAUUUUCGAUAUUAGCGUUAAUAUUCGGUUCGUGGAUCUCAGUGCAAGAUAUAAUCAAGUAUUAUAGUACGAGUAAGGAUUGAUAAGUUUUAGUAUUUUAUUUAGCGUUUUAUCUGAAUUUCAUAUACAUCUGGAACUCCAGUGUCGACAAGAAACGCGGUUUUUAAUGAGAAACAACUAUUUAGCGUGAUAUACUUUUGUAUAUCCUCGUUAUUUGCGUUUGUAUUUGACUCGUGGAUCUCAGUGUUAAAUAAUGAACUAUUAUAGUUGAUAAUAAAUUUUACUGAGUUUAUUGUUUCA